This is a messenger RNA of Helicoverpa zea (corn earworm), 2160 nucleotides long. RefSeq names its product cell surface glycoprotein 1-like. NCBI's taxonomy places the organism in Eukaryota, Metazoa, Arthropoda, Insecta, Lepidoptera, Noctuidae. The record is from RefSeq and is a predicted model, not a curated record. The transcript is spliced from 5 exons. Bases 1 to 2160 code for a protein of 719 amino acids.
AUGUGGUCACAUGGUCAUACACCCGGUCGAAAUAAUGGUGGCAGUCCUUCAAGCCACGAACAACCUGCCUCCCCAGAGCCGCAGGAAGUGCAGCAAGUCCCGACUGAACAGGUGGAGGGCCCCUGCUCACCAUACUCUGACGAUGACGUUCUGAUUGUGGAAGAAGGUCCAUUUGUUUUUACGGAGAAGCAGCUAAAGGAAGCACUAGACUCGGUAAAGUCCAUCAUUGCACGAGAAGAAGCAGAUUCAACCGGUGAACAAUACUUGAAUGUUGAGGAUAUUGACCAAGAUGAUGAAGAUAAUAUGCCACGUCUGCGGUGGGAGGACGACGAUUAUCUAUCAGGGCCAUCGGCCGCAAAAGUUCGUCGUCUUGAUCUGGCCAGCAUUAAAGUACAAUUGCCGGCCGAUAGAUAUGGGCCCUUGACAUGCUUGGUAGAAUCCGAUCCAAGGUGCGGAGGCACUACAAAACAAUCGCCCCCUAUUGAUGUAGAGGCAAUUAAAACUCCAAACGUAAGCUGCCUCUGGGAUCAACUGCCAAGAAGCGUCACCGAUAACUUCCCAAUACUUGAGCCUGAACGCGCGAGAAUUUUAAGCGCUAAUGCCUCAUUGAUCAGUGAAGCUUUCGCUAGCGCUGCACAACCCGGCCCGUCAACAUCUAGGGACCCAAUAAUUGGGCCUGAGAUCAUCAAUAUUCCCCGAUCAGCACCCAGCACCAGCUCGUGGGCUGAUGACGUGAAUGACCCUCAACCUGGACCAUCAAGUGCUAGCACUGCGUGGUACGAGUCAGAGUAUAUUGGACUGAGUCGCCCGGGACCGUCUUACAUUAGCGGUCAAUGGACCCAUCCAACCUUGGCGGAUGAGACUACCAUACCAUAUACUCCCAGCGGCUCCCCAAUUGAAGGCACUGCGGGUUCAGCCUUUCCUGAUUAUCAAACAACGCGUCGUUCUCGCCCAGCUCAAGCUCAAAGUCAACGAGUGGCUCAACUGACGGCGCAAGGUGCAUUCGGCUACAAUGUCCGUGACGAUGGCUCGGAAGCUCUGCGCAGGGCUCGUUUCGCCCAGGGGAGAGACGGAAGCACCGGCAUGGAUACUUCGUAUCCACCUAUAUCACCUAAAUUAUUAAGUGAAACUACCUUUUCGGACAUUCCUUCCUUCCCCCAACAGUCCCUUUACUACGACGUGCCUUUUAUCCCCACUGAACCUGAGGAGCAACGACCGUUGGAUCUAACAAAUCCUCAACGGCAGAUCCCGGAGCUUAUUCCCAUUUCUACUCCCCAACGUUCUCCUGUGGGACACUGCUCUCGUCAGUCUCAGUACACUGCGUCUCGCACAACGCCCCGCCCGGCGCACCGCCCCGCUCUCCUGCCCACUUCGCGCGUCAUGCCGGUCAGUGCGCUGAGCGGCAUACCCCGCACUCAUACCGUUACGGCAUCGUCCGACAUUUUCAUUUACACCGAGCCCCCCAGGCACCUGACUCCACCAGAGACGCGCCAGUGGACUUCAAACCAGCCACAACAAUAUCAACCUGAAAUCUCAUUAGAACAAUACGCCAGCUGCUCUGAACACCUCUUGGUUCCUCGACAGCCGGAACCGGAGCCGGAACCGGAAUUGGAACCGGAACCGGAACCAGAGCCAGAGCCAGAGCCAGAGCCAGAACCGGAACCCGAACCGGAACCGGAACCGCAACCUCAACCGCAACCGCAACCGCAACCUGAAUCACAGCCACGUUCUCGAAUAAACCCAAUGUUAGAUCCUCUUCCAGAACAUCUUCUAUAUAUAGAAUGGCCUACCCCAGAAGAUCAACCGAUUGUCCGGUCACAACCGCGUCAUGUACCUCAGGUAGAACCCUCACUGCACGUUCCUUGGUUCACCCUAACUACUUCUGCUUCUGGGGAAUCAUCGAACUGGAGUGGUGGAGUCCAAUCGGCAAUCAUUACUACGACGGCUCCCUCUGAGCCCGCUCCUUCUCGUCCCGAAGCAUCAGCGAUCUACGACGUCAUUACCAUUUCGCCCGUUCCUUCCCCAUCCAUUAUAGUGACGGUGCCUCCCGACUCUUCGCCUCCUCGGUCCACACCUCCGCCAGAGACGGUAAUAGGAGCCUGCGAGACUACCUCCACGUUUGGAGUCUCGCGGCAGACUGACAAGGUCAGAGCCCUCUGA